Heterostelium album PN500 is the source of this 3066-nucleotide messenger RNA. Its product is annotated as RNA binding protein. The record is from RefSeq and is a predicted model, not a curated record. Gene Ontology annotation, molecular function: RNA binding. The coding region runs from base 1 to 3066 and encodes 1021 amino acids. Lineage: Eukaryota; Evosea; Eumycetozoa; Acytosteliales; Acytosteliaceae. The transcript is spliced from 2 exons.
AUGGAUCAGAGUCUAUUUAGAUUCUCAUUAAACGAUGAAUCAUUGAAUGAUAUCUCUGGAUCGUUAAUGAAUGGUGGUCCACAAUCGAGUUUCCAGCCAAUCAAUAAUAGCUACCUAGGUUCAGCACCAACAGGAUCAAUGCAACAGCAACAACAACAGUUUGAUUUAAAUGGUUCAUUCCAUUUAGGUCCCUCCUCACUACUAGGUCCGAGCAGCAGUCUAAACCUUCACACUCACAAUCAUCAUAUAAAUUUAAAUAACAAUAGUUUAAAUAGUUCGUAUCUGUUGAAUGACCAACAGAUGUCAUCUUCACCAUUAUCAAAGAAUAUUGAUUUCUCAUUAUCUUCAACACUAACAUCAUCGACAUCAGCAUCAUCCUCAUUCGAUCAAACUCCUCCAUCUCAUUCCCACUUUAGCAACAACAACAACAACAACAACAUUGGAGGUUUAAACAACAACAACAACAAUAAUGCUAUUAGCAAUAGUAACAACACUAGUAAUUCAAAUCUAUUUAAAUUAAUGAAAAUACAACAACAACAUCAUCAACAGCAACAACAGCAACAACAACAGCAUCAUCAUCAACAACAUUUUACCAAUAGCUUAGAUAGUCAAUCAUUAUUUGAUGAUAAAGUUAUUAGAUCAGGAUCGCCAUUUAAUCAAUUCGAACGACAGUCUUGGGUCUCCGAUACCAGUACUCUCAGCGACUCACUGAGAUCGAUCAGCCCAAGCGUUGAGCAACUGACAACCUUUAGCAUGUUUGGCAGUGCCCCAGAAACACACCGAGUCAAUCCACCUUUUUCAUUUAAUCACAACAACAACAGCAGUAAACCCAACAAUCCACAACAAUCGUCAUUCCAUCAACAACAGCAACAGCAACAACAGCAACAACAACAGUUCCAAACUUCACCCUCAACAUCAGCAUUCGACAGUAAGGCUAUGAGUGAAAGAGAAAAACAAAUCUAUCAAUUGAAACUAAACCAGAUCAGUGGAAGCACUAGCAGCAGCAAUAGCAUUGGUAAUAACAGUCCUGCCAGCGUGAGAGGAGCAUCCGCCAAUGCAUUUGGUAUCAACUUGAAUACAUCUGCCGGCACUUCACCUUCGUCAUACCCUUACAACCAACAGAACAAUCCAAUUUUCAACUCUUUCGAUUCACCAUUAUCUCCAAGAGGCGAUAUGAUCAGCUUGAACUAUUCACACUCUGCUCCACGCACUCUUCCACAUUCCAGUUCGAUCGGUGGAAGUUUGAACAACUCGACAAUGGUAUCAUCCACAAGCUUGGGCAGUAACACAGGUUUCACAUCUUUUUCAUUCCCAUCGAGUAACUCUAUUCUCAACAACAACAACAACAACAACAACAACAACAACAACAACAACAACAACCAAUCGUCUUCACCACCCAUUACACACUCUCUCAACCCGAAUACUAACAGCAACAGCAACACUUCAGUAUCACCCAAUGCCUCUUACAACAGUAAUAACAACAACAGUAACAACCAGAAACAAUAUGCUCAAAAGAUACGCCAAGUUGAUAGCUAUGUCCUCAAAGAGACACCAACUCGUACUCUCUUUGUCGCCAACAUCAAUCCGCAGCUCGACGACAGUGUCCUCACAUCUUUGUUCUCAAAGUACGGUGCUGUCAAGUCGCUCAGCGGAAAGUCAAAGCAUCGUGGAUAUAUCAUCGUUGAGUACUACGAUAUCAGACACUCUAUCAAUGCCAUGCGUAACUUGAACGGUUCCGAAGUACACAAAAAGAAACUCGACAUUUCCUAUUCCAUUCAGAAAGAUUUCUACUGUGAUCUAGGAACCCUGGUUGUCUUUAACUUGGAGCCAAGCGUCACCAAUCAAGUGCUCCACAAAAUCUUUGGUGCCUACGGACAGAUCAAAGAGAUUCGUGAAACUCCCAACAAAUCCUAUCACAAGUUCAUUGAGUACUACGAUAUCCGUGAGGCCAAUGAAGCCAUCAAGAAUCUCAACAAGAUCGAAGUUGCCGGUAAGCGUCUGAGAAUUCAACACUCCAGACCGGGUGGUAACAAAAAACAAACGAAUCCAUCACCCUCCGAUCCCUACAGUGACAGUGUCGAGCUUGACUCACUUUUCGAUCCAUCACAGAAACCAAUCACUACCAUCACCGUCAAUGGAAGUGGAUCAGCUCCUUCUGCACUAAUGACAACACACAAUAUCAGCAACUUGAACAACAUCAACAACAUCGGCAACAACAACAUAUUAAAUAGCAACAGUAUUUCCAGCAACAAUCUAAAUAAUAAUUUAAUCAACAACAAUAACAACAACAACAAUUCAACAAGUAGUAAUAGUCUCAAUAAUAGCAAUAUAACACCACCAAAAGUUCAAACACCAACAUUGUCUGGUGUCAAUCUUUCUUUACCAGCUGGCUGGAAAUCCAAGAUAAGCCAAUUUCACUCAAUGAAUAACACCGAUGGAAUUACAACGAGCCUGAGUGAUUUACAGUUGACUAGUACCAUUUCACCACCGUCCUCUCCACGUGUUGCUAGUCUCCAACAGCAACAUAAGCUCAUUAAAUCACCACGUAAUCUCAUUGGUGAGAAGAGUCCACGCAAAGAGCUAUCACCCGAGCAAUUCACUCUCUCAAUUGAAAAGGUCAAGCUUGGACUGGACACUAGAACUUCCCUCAUGAUAAAGAAUUUACCGAAUCGAUUGUCUCAAACCGUUCUACUGGGAGUGAUCGAUGAACACUUCCAAGGAACCUACGAUUUCUUAUAUGUCCCAAUGGACCAACACAGCAAAGUCAGCUAUGGAUAUGCAUUUAUCAAUUUCACACGCUAUGACACUAUAGUACCGUUUUACUCGGAAUUCAACAACAGAAGAUGGGAGAAGUUUUAUUGCUCAAAGGUUUGCGAGAUCACCUAUGCCAGAAUUCAAGGAAAAGCCAAUCUCUUGCAGCAUCUGAAAACAUCCAACAAAAAUAAUCCAGAGAUUUUCGAAAAGAAAAUUCAGCCAAUCAUUUUUGUUUCUGAUGCAGAGACUGUUAAAUAUACGUUCUCACCACAUUUGGAAAAUAGAAUCAUUCCAUUUUUAUUGGAUAUAUAA